This is a messenger RNA of Pungitius pungitius (ninespine stickleback), 6150 nucleotides long. Its product is annotated as zinc finger and BTB domain-containing protein 46. The record is from RefSeq and is a predicted model, not a curated record. The coding region runs from base 327 to 2342 and encodes 671 amino acids. Gene Ontology annotation, molecular function: DNA-binding transcription factor activity, RNA polymerase II-specific; protein binding; RNA polymerase II cis-regulatory region sequence-specific DNA binding. NCBI's taxonomy places the organism in Eukaryota, Metazoa, Chordata, Actinopteri, Perciformes, Gasterosteidae. The transcript has 6 exons. Gene Ontology annotation, biological process: regulation of transcription by RNA polymerase II.
AGGAGGAGGAGGCUCCUGAUACCAAGACACGGAAAGGCAGGGGAGGGCAGCGCGAGAGGAAAAGGGGGCUGGUGGAGGAAGAGGGGAACACAGGGGGGAACAACACUCAGAGAGAGCAUCCAGAGGAGAGGAAGGACAGCAGAGAGAGAGAGAGAGAGCUUUGGACCCCCCCCCCCCUCUCUCCUCCUCCUCCCUUCCUUUCUUUCUCUCAGGCUGUCACACCGGGUUGGACCUCCGAAGGACCGACACCGCGUCCGCAGCCCAGACCCCCCCCCAUGGGGUAACAGCAGACGUUUUGGAGGAGAGGCUUUUGUUCGGCUACACAGAUGAACAACAGGAAGGAGGACAUGGAGAUCUCCUCUCACUACCGGCAGCUCCUCCGAGAGCUCAACGAGCAGAGGCAGCACGGCAUCCUCUGCGACGCCUGUGUCAUCGUGGACGGAAAGAUCUUCAAGGCCCAUAAGAAUGUCCUCCUGGGCUCCUCGCGCUACUUCAAAACUCUUUACUGUCAGGUUAAAAAAGGGGCGGAGCCUCACCACCAGACCACUGUCACUCACCUGGAUAUCGUCACGGCGACGGGCUUCAAAGCCAUACUGGACUUUAUGUACUCGGCGCACCUCGCCCUCACCAGCAAGAACGUGAUCGAGGUGAUGUCGGCCGCCAGCUACCUGCAGAUGACGGACAUUGUCCAGGCCUGCCACAGCUUCAUCAAGGCGGCGCUGGACAUCAGCAUCCGCUCCGAGAUGGCCGACGAGCUGGCCGAGUUUGAGAUGGGGGCGGUCGCGGCCGCCGGCAUGAGCGCAGGUGUCGGCGGCGGAGGAGGGGUGGGCGUAGGAGGAGCAGGGGGCGGAGCGGGUUUAGGAGGAGGAGCAGCUGUUGGUGGUGUUGGAGGAGGAGGAGGAGGGAUCGUGGGCAUGGCUUCUGAAGCCCUGGCCUCCAUCAUGUCUGGUCGCAGCACCUCGCCUUGGCUGGCGCGCCGAACCAGCCCGGCCAACUCCUCCGGGGACUCGGCCAUCGCCAGCUGCCACGAGGGAGGCAGCACGUACGGCAAGGAGGACCAGGAGCCCCCCAAGAGCCACGAGAGCCAAGAGGAGGCCUGCCACGACUCCCAGCCGGCCUGGCCGCACGACUACAGGCCCGUCACCGUCAAAGAGGAGCAGGUGUCCCCCGCCUCCUCCUCCCAUCCGCGGGACGCUCCCAGAGGGGCGGCCCAGAGCCAGGGGGAGCAGGGGGCCGGAGGGGCCGCCGGGGGAGGCGCAGAGGGGCCCUGGCAGCCCAUGUCGGUGUCGGGGCGGAGGAAGAACAGGAAGAACAAGGACACCGUCAGGCAUAUUACCCAGCAGGCCGAGAGGAACUGGGACAGGGAGCGGGACAGGGAGAGAGACCGGAACAGUAGGCCUGGAUCUCCUCUGCCCUCCAUGCUGGCCGUGACGGGAUGGAACUACAACGGACAGGAGAUCCCAGGUGCUGAUGUGACCGAACCCAACAGCUCGGACAGCCGCGGCGACUUCUUCCUUAAGCAGGAGGAGGCCCUCGCUGCCGAGCCCAGCUUACUGGGCGCCGGCGACUCGGAGGAGGCCGGCGGGGGGGGCGGGGCCAUCUCGUCCGUGGCCAACCUGAAAGCGGCGCUGAUGAGCAAGAACAGCCUGCUGUCCCUGAGGGCCGAGAUGAUGGGAGACGAUAACCCCUUGCUGUUCGAGUACUUGCCCAAAGGAGCACACUCCCUGUCCUUGAACGACUUCACGGUGAUCCGUAAAAAGUUCAAGUGCCCCUACUGCAGCUUCUCUGCCAUGCACCAGUGCAUCCUGAAGAGGCACAUGCGCUCCCACACCGGCGAGCGGCCCUACCCUUGUGAGAUCUGCGGCAAGAAGUUCACCAGGAGGGAACACAUGAAGAGGCACACCCUGGUGCACAGCAAAGACAAGAAGUAUGUGUGCAAAGUGUGCAGCCGGGUCUUCAUGUCGGCCGCCAGCGUCGGGAUCAAACACGGCUCGCGGCGCCACGGCGUCUGCGCCGACUGCUCCGGGCGGGGCAUGGCCGCUCUGCUGGACCACAACGGGGAGGUGGGCGGGGACAUCUCCCCGGAGGAGGAGCUCUACCCCGGCGACCGCUUCCACGACGACCAGGCCGAGUGCGACGGCGACGGCGAGGAGGAGAUGAUGGCCGAGGCGGACGGCGAGAUGAUGGCGGACGGGGAGGAGGACGGGGGGAAGUGGAAGGACUCGGGGAUGGCCCCCGAGGCGCACGGGGCACUGGACAAUGAGAAGGAGGAGAGUGACUCCUCGGCGCCGGAGGGGGAGCAGCAGAACGGGAGCGAGAGGGACUUCGCCUGGAUCUCCUAGAAGCCGCCCGGCGGCUCGUCCACGCUGGCAUCUCUGAAGAUCCGCCGCCGUCUCUCCGGGGCAGAUCCCGCCGCUCUCUUCACCCAUUGGUCCCCGCGGUGGGCCGGCCUUCCCCCCCGUUGAAUGGAAACGCCGAAGGGCGAUUGCGCGACAAUGAUCUCAAAUGCACACAAACACGGACACACAAACGUACACUUUGGUUAUCCUCAACCUUGACUACCACGGCAGGAGAAGUGGGGUCAAGAGGUGGCUGGAGUGCGAGGCUUUUUUCUGCUUACCUCCUUUUACUUGUGAUGCAGUGGGGUGGGGAGGGGGGGGGGGGGGGUUGUGUGUUUUUGUUUUAUUUUUCCCUUGAGGUUUCAGGCCGGAGUCCUGUCGUUUUCUACUCUGUCACAACAGGAACCAACGAGGACGCUGCUGAGGACGCGGCCGGCGCCCGACUUGUGCGUUUGGCAUCACAAUCACCAUGGAAACCAAGGAUCACUGACAGCGCCGAAGGGAGUGGGGGUGGGGGGGGAGGGUUUCUGGUGGUAAAGUGUCUCCCUCUGUGGGGGGAAAAGGGGCGGGGGUGUGAAUCUAUUGCGAAGUGGCAGCGUGUGUCAGCGGCGCCGGCGGCGCGUCAUUGAUGCGUUGAGUCCUACUGCCACAGACUUGCACUUUAAUGACAACUGACUCCUGUCAAGGCCCUGAACUCGUGGUUUACAUUUUCUGAUCCGAUCUAAACGUACCUUGACAACUCGGUGACCGCACCUACCUUUAAGGAUAUGCUCGAUGUCCGCUUGACUGUUACCACUGUAUAAAAAUCACUGAGUCUUUGUGCAGAUUUGCUGUUUAUAGAGCCUUUUCUUUCUUUUGUUGGCGGUGGGAUCCUCAAUCUUUUCUUCACUCACUCAAGUUUCCCCACGCAGGUCUUUAUCGAUCCAUUCCAACAGGAAAACUGCGCAUUUGACAGAUGUACAAAUGAUUUUUAGAAUUUGAAAGGGGGUGAGGUGGGGUGAGUGAGGGUGUGUGCGUGUGUGAGACGGAGAGAGAGUGUGUGUGUCGGAGGCUACAGUUUCUGCUUCCUAGUUUGGAGACUGGAUCCAAACUCGUUCUGUCUCAGGCUCGGUUCAUCUCUCAGUUUGUGACGAUGGGGUCACGACGAUGAGUUUGUGAUGAUGAUGUUGAGACGCCAAAGGAGCAGCUGCCUUUGUUCUUAGUUUCUUUUCUUUUUUUUCAGUGAUUUUUUUUCUCUGGCUUUUGUAUGUUUUAAAGUAAAGGAAUCUAAAUUGUGCUUGAAAUUUCCGAGUUUGAUAUUCGUAAAGAGUGUGAUAUUACUUUUUUUGUUUAAUGGCUAUUUAUUGAAAACCCUCUUUGUGCUGAAGUCAUUCCCUCCUCUCUCUCUCUCUCUCUCUCUCUCUGAGUGUGUUGGAGAAGAAUGUUUGAGUGUCCAAAAAAAAGGUCUAUUGAUUUCAUAAGAUUAUUUCUAUGUUUUCCACGAUGUUAUUGACAAUUCAAGAGAGGCAGUCUUAUUAUUAUUAUUAUGAUUAUGAGAACAAUGAUUACUGUUGUUGAUGUUACUAUUAUUAAUUAUCAUUAAGUGCUGGAUGCUAAGCUUUAUUGUGUGUUCUUUUUUGUUAUUUUAUAUCUUGUAUAAGAAAAAAGAAGCUUUUAUACUUCGCCUUGUUGUGGACAGAAAGCCAUAAGGCUUUUAUCGACCUUUUAUCGUGCCAGUUUACGUAUUUGCUUUUUUUACCCUGAAAGGGGAAAACAACAACUUCACCGUCAAACUUCUCUGUUUGAUAUUGAUUGAAACAUAUAUUCCGCACACGCUUUUUUGCAUCACUAAUGUACACUAAUUGAUUCAUAUCGAACCAAAAACAAUCUAGUACCUUGUAAUCAUGAAGUGCUUUUGUUUCACCGUCUGUGUGCACAGGCUUAUUUUUUGGGAAGGGGGGGUAAUAUCGUGGUUCUGUAGGUUUUUAUUUUAAUUUUUUUUAUUUGAAGAUGUCACUAUUUGUCACAGCUAAAAAAAAAAGUGCACAUGUUAUGGUGGAUUAUUGUGACCAUAAAGAAGGACAGUGUCUUUUUUAAGAUGGUGUUUUCUCCGGUUCUUCUACACGCUCCACUCACAAUAACGUAGAACCGCAUCACAAAGAACCGUGUCACGUAGAACCUCAUCAAGUAGAGCCGCAUCACGUAGAACCUCAUCAAGUAGAACCGCAUCACGUAGAACCACAUGUCGAAUCAUAUCACGUAGAACCGCAUCACGUAGAACUGUAUCACGUAAAACAUCAUUGAUUGGAACAGCAUCUCGUAGAACCUCAUUGAGUAGAACCACAUCACGUAGAACCGCAUCACGUGGAACCGCAUCCUGGCGCGUGAUUCUACGUGCUGCGCUUUUGACUGCCCUCCAAUCUAAGAAAAACUAAAAGGGGGGUAAGUGAACUCUGGGAAACAUUUUGUUGCCAUGGACUGCACUUCCCGUUUACCUCCACUGACUAUUUGAUUUGUGAUGCUUUUCUUUCUUCACGUCUGGCAACUGUGUUUAUUUGGGCUGUUUUUAUUUAUUGUGCUGUCGUUCGACCCAUUUAUCAAAAAUGUUUUGGGUGGUAAAAAGAGAAAAUAGGAGAAAGACAAUGGGAUCUUUAAUGAAUGUUAAUAGUGGGUGUGGAGGGAUCGGUGACAAAUUUCUGUCCUGUUGUGACGCCACUGAGAGACAUCUGGAUGUAUGUGUGACCCCGCCCCCUCCCGUCCUCCCUUCUCCUCGCGACCCGUACUGUACGUCUUCUUCCUCAUGCUGGGUUGUACUUCAGGAAAAAAAAAACGUCCGCCAUCAACCCCUCAAAUAUGUGCCUCAAUGACAUUUCACCCUGCGUGCUUGUGAGUGUGUGCUUGUGUGUGCGUUUGUGUCGGACGGAGAUUACUGAAAUGAUCGGUUUAGAGGUGCAAAAAAAAAAGAAAAAAGUGUUAUUUUGGGGUGGGGGGGUAAAACUUUCAAAGAGACAAAUCAUAACGACCGACGGGAUUCUCCUUCCCACCUCCUUCGAUGACCUUUCGUCCCCCCCGAUUCUGUGGUCUUAACUGCAUGCCUGUGCUCAUUUUGUCAUACCAAAGCGAACGUCUUCGGCAUCUGCACACGACCGUCUCAUUCCACUCGAUGCAAAACUGGAACUGUUUGCUCUGCUGCAGAUGAAUAUGGGUAUUCUUAGACGUGUACAAAUUGCAAUCCUCAUCUAGCCUGUAUAGCUUGAUUCACACGUGCAAAUCAUGAAGCCAUAGGUAUGGGUAUAUCUAUAUUAUACUAUAUUUCAAAUUUGGCGCUUUUUACUUUAGAUUUUGUUCUUCUAAGAGUGAUGUGUGUAAUACCUUCAUAUAUAUGAAUUUAUAUUACUAUUAUAUAUUAUUUAUUUUCUCUCAAGUUUCAGAGGGUAUUUGAUUUGUAAAAGGUCACAUUUGAAGCUUAAGGUUGUUUUUUUUUUCAUUGGGAAUAUUGUUCAACAUGAUACUGACUUUAUAUUGACGAUUAUCAUAAACUUGUGUUUGUAACAAAUGUGUUAAAUAAUCAAAAAAGAAAAAAAAACUGUCCUGUUUUUACACACUUUUUAUUUUCCGGCAGAUUUAAGUGCUCUUGUGCAGAUUUUUUUCCUUUUUUGGGGGGUGGAUAAUACUGAUCACAUAACAUUUCUACAGCCAACCAUGAGCCUCCUGUUUUUGAUGUUGGGGGCCCUGCGGCUCCAUCCAAGCCUCUUUCUGACUUCAUGUUUAGUGGAAGAAUUAGCUUGAUUUUUAUUUGCAAAAACACCAAUCAGUCUCAAUAAAUUUUGAA